CAUUAGUUCGUGUUUCGGUUGAUAGAGGCAGUCUUCGUCGUGCUGCCAUACGGUAUGGCUGCGGUUUGUCGAAGUUUUCUCUUUAUCCCGAUAUAAUUUGAAGUGAAUCGUUGAUAGUAAUGUGUUAUUCAUACGGAAGUUCAUCGAAAAGUAGCCGUCCUUACGAAUGCUAAUCGUUAUUGUAACAUUGCAGAUAAACUAUGCUGUCUCAAAUGAAGACCAAUACCACUGGAAAACUGGAAGGGAAACGACCGAAAGAAUUAAUGUCAUCUUCCAGCCUUUCCGGUAUGUCACAAUUAUCGAACAGCAGCGAGGAGACCUUGGAGCCUCUUGUACAUAAGCCGCACAAAUUGGAGACGAUGGAAAGCACAACGAAAGACGAAAUUCCGCAACACAACGAAUGGUUAUUAAGUGGACCAAGUGGUAACAAGUCUAUUUUGCGUUUCAAAUGCUCUGCAUUAGCAAGUUCCCCGGAAGAACCACCCGCGAAAACAUUGCAUAUGACCUACAAAAUUUUUCAAACGGACACUAAACUCAUUAAUCUCUUGCUGCAAUCACACGGUUUAACAGAGGUUCCUAUGAACGAGAUGGAUUUUAACAUACUGUGGAUGGGGAAUCACCCGAAGCCGGACAUUUUACGGAAUUUAAUGCCCCACCAGAAAGUGAACCAUUUCCCAAGGUCGUACGAGAUAACCCGCAAGGAUCGACUGUACAAGAACAUAGAAGCGAUGCAACGCAGCAAGGGUCUACGGAAUCUGGACUUUAUACCGCAAACGUUUCUGCUGCCUAGCGAAUCGAGGGAAUUACUUACGGCGCAUUUCAGGUACCGCGGGCCCUGGAUUGUCAAGCCAAAAGCCAGUUCCCGCGGACGUGGCAUUUAUAUUGUUAACAGCCCUGAAAAGAUUCUUACGGACGAAUCUGUGAUCGUUGCGCAGUACAUAAAUAAUCCGCUUCUAGUCGACGGGCACAAAUGUGACUUACGGCUGUACGUAGCCGUGACGAAUUACGAUCCACUGUUGAUCUACCUGUACGAGGAGGGCUUAGUGAGAUUCGCCACGGUGAAGUACGACGGUGGCAACCAGUAUAUCUGGAACCCCUGCAUGCAUUUGUGCAACUAUAGCAUCAACAAAUUCCACGUGGAUUACGUAAAGAGCGAAGAUCCAGAUGCGGAGGAUGUAGGCCAUAAGUGGACUUUGUCGGCGUUACUCAGACAUCUACGUUCAAUGGGACAAGACACGGAAUUGCUGAUGCAACGCAUAGAGGAUAUUAUCAUAAAAUCGAUUCUUGCGACUGCCUCUGGAAUCGUCAGCGGAGUCAAGCAAUUUGUCAAACAUCCGGAAGCUUGUUUCGAACUAUUUGGAUUUGAUAUUUUAAUCGAUGACACGUUGAAACCAUGGUUACUGGAAGUGAAUUUAACGCCAUCAUUGGGAUGCGAUUCUCCGCUCGAUGUUAGAUUGAAAUCGGCUUUGAUAGCCGAUUUACUUACUCUGGUUGGUAUACCUGCGAUCGAUCCAAUGUUACGACCGCAAAGCACGCACCUGAACCGAUCCACAGUGACUUCUACUAAAAGAAUAGUUAACUGUAGGAGAGUACAUUCAGCCGAAACAUUAUCACAAAGAAAAAAGAACAGCAGUAAAAGCAAUAUCAAUAAAUCAGGAUUAACGUCCGAACAGCAACGAAUAGUAGCAUCGGCGAAAGCUCAAUUCGAUCGACGAGGAGGAUUCGUUCGCAUAUUUCCUAGUCCAAAAUCGUGGGAGAUGUACUCACAAUAUUUAGAUCCAACCACGGGUAUACCAAUAGCUUCGGAUCCUUUGGGUCCAGGCAGAGUUCCACAUCAAAUUAAUACGAAUCAUAAUUUAAUGUUACACGAACAAUUAUUUCCCGCUGCUAGUCGUACUACUGACUUUAUCAUUCCCGAGGUUACAUUGGACAGAUUGUCUAGAUACGAAAGAUAUGAGAGAGCUUUGGUAAAAGGGCACAAACAAAGCUUAGAUCGUGGUAGUAGUAAAGAGAAUAUCGAUAUAGAUAAACAUAAGUAUAAGAGCCAGGUGGUGCAAUCUAUGCACGAAGGAAAUAAACUUAGUCCUGGAGAAGCUAGGAAGGCCUUCGGUUUAUACUUAGGACAUAUAUUACGUAAAAUAUCACAGCCUAAUGCGGAUCCAACAUGCUGCGAUCUUGUGAUGAAAUUUCUUCAACAGUCGGCUAGUAAUUUAAGGACCCCAUUUUUUUUUACGGUACGUCGUUUACCAAGUAGUAAAUUGAGUGAUAAAGAUCGUGCUGCUGUCACGGCUAAACAACUCUCAGACUUUUUACAUUUAUACAAUCGAGAGACAGAUCUUUACGCGGAUACAGUUGACCGUCCACGUACUGUUCCGAAUCGACUUUUCCAAAAGUUUUUAGUCGCGGCAAGCGAACAAGAUCUCGAUGAUAUAUUAAUUCUACAAACGAGGCUAUACAAGUGCGCUCACAGUUUUUUGGGAAGAAGCGGUUUCGCAGGAAGUCUACCUGGUCCUAAUUUAUUGGGUUCUUUACCCCACAUUACGUCUCGCGUAUAUUCUAACGCUGCAACUAGCGAACAAUGCAAAUGUAAUCAGUCAUCAAUUACUAGGCCUAUAAAAGCUGCGCGUACCUAGCUGUACAAUGUGUGAAUAUUUGUUAUAGAUACGUCUGUUCGUUAAAAGUACUAUGUACGGCUACUCUAGGACUUCCCAGUACAAGUGGACAAUCAUCCACGUAUAUAUAAUCUUAACGUUUCCCAUAUAAAUAUAGCACAGAAAAUCAUCAUAAAACUAAUAUUUUGGGUACGCUUGAAAAGUGCUUUAAUAUUCGCUUACCUAUUAUAAAGUAGAAGAAAGAAAAAGUCCGUUAUACGAUACUUCCAACGAAUAAUAUCCCGAACCUUCUUGAAGAAGUUUUCUUGGCCUCUCUAAUCGAUUUCAUAUUCUUACAUAACAAUUUUACCUUAAAACUAGUCUUUAGCAUCAAAGAUUCGAAGCUAGAUAGGGAAUGAUCUUAAAAUAAAGGAAACGCUCACGGAUUUAGGUUUUGCGAGUUUUAUCGUAUAAAACACGUGGCCAAUUAAAAUUGAAUCGUUUUAAGAUACAACAGAAAUUUUAAAGAAUAAAUAAUUCAAUUAAUAAAUUUUAAGGACGUUCACGUUAUCGGCCUACGUAACAGGCAAUUAAUGUUUACUUCUUAAAAUAAAAUAUCAAAUUUAUUGAUCGUGAAUAAUCUUUUACAACUUUUACAAAAAUAUUCAGUUUGACAUGCUUAUUUUACCAUUAUAUAUUAAUCAUUUGAAUAUAUAACUUUAUACAGAUCGAUUUAACACUUAAUUUCAUUUAAUUAAAAUAUAUAUCUUUUAUCAGAAAUUUAGACGGUAUCUUAAUAAUUAACUAUCAUUCUUAACAAUUUUAUCAAAGAUGUUCCUAUCUAAAUUAUAUUUUUUUUCAAUUAAAAUAAACAUAUUUAUUUGUAUCAGCUUAUAUUAGAUGCCUCCUUCUGUCUAGCCAAGUUGAAGGCAGACGCAUAAAAAAUUAGCAUGUGUUUUUCAUUGUAAUCUUAUUUAGCAUUUUGUUCGACAGUCUAAAUUCGUCCAUAAAAGAUCUAGAGAUAGACGUAAAAUAUAGUAGUUAAAAAAAUUACAUACAAACAUUCAACGAAUUGAAUUUUUGCGAGUAUAUAGCUUAGGAAAGAAAAUCGGUUUAAGAAUUUUUUCGAGAUCAAUUUUUCAAAGUGCAAUAAGAACAAAUGAUUAAUAAAUUAAAACUAGGCUCGUUAUAAGAUACAGACAUAUUUGUAUAGAAAUAGUACAUAUACGGUAUACAUGUAUAUGUACAGUAUACACCUAAUUGUACAAUGAUUUUUAGUCGUGACUCGGUAAUACGCCUGAUAAUAUUAAGUUACAUGCAUUCAGUUUGAAAGAGACAUGUGCCACAGCUUUUAUGAUUGUGGUUACUAAAUGAAAAAUGGGAAAUGUUGGGCGACACGAUUGGCAGGUACCAAUCCAUUAGAUUAAAAUCGUAUAGGUCUUAUCCAUCCAUAUAAUGCCGUCAGUAUUUAAACAAGGAUUUACAGCUUAUUCUUCCAAGAAAUAUAAUGUCAUUUGCAUUUUACAAGCUUUCUACCAUUGCACGCGAAAAAAAAACGGAACAAAAUUGUAUCUUUCCAGUUGCGUUAUUAAAUCAAAAUAGGAAAUCCUGGUACACAUAUAUUCAACUCAUUUGCUGUGAUAUAAUCGCAUAUGACGGCAUAAGUAUCAGUUGAGCGCAGUAUCUUUUACUCAAUGGCAUUCAAUGUUAUGUAUAACAUGUUAUCGCAGUGGGUUGAUCUCACAUGAGACGAAAGUCUUAAUGUUAUCCCUUACUAAGCACAAAGAAAGCUAUUGUUCAUUGUAGCAGCGAAGAAUAUUGUUAUUGCAUAAUUGUAUUCGUAGCCGGACACGUUAUAAUCAGUUAAACGGUACGUUAUCAGUUUAUGUUUUGAAGUUUAACGCAUCCACCUAAACAUACAACGAGUAGGCUUAAAAAUGUGGUUCUAAAUGCGUGUUGACCAUAUUCAUUUCGUUUUGUCCCGUUGAAUUUCACACUUUUCGCAUUAACUUUCAUUUAUAGUGUAACGUAUGCGUUAUUUGCAUAAGUUUAGUAGAAAUAUUUCGUAUAGAUAUCUAUUGUUAAUUCGAACAAUUAAUAUAUGUAUUUAUAUCAACUGAAGAGACAUUAUUUUUUAAUUCAUACAAUAUUAUUUUUUUAUAUACACGCUACACAUCACGUUUCAUUGCCCGAAUUUAUAUCUACACCUUGUGUCAUAAUAUAAGCGGGAUGUUUUGCAAAAAAAUACUCUAGCAUAUCGGUUCAAUGUCCGUUAUUUGCGUCCAUCCUAAAUGUAUAAAACAUUGAUAUCGUAAGUCAAGAUUAUCACAAGAAGUGGUACGUACUGCCAUUAUUUUGUAAACAUAUCUUUUCUUUACAACCGUAAUGUAUUUUUUAUAUUGUCAGCAGUUUUAUUUAAAUAGACGUGCUUUAUGUGUUUGAAACGUCAGUCGUGUAAAAUAAAAAUGCACAACAAUUUCACUUAUUUUUUAAGAUUAAUAUUAGUCACGAUUGUUUGAAUGAAAAAACAUGAAAAAAAUAACUUUAUAGUGUUCAUGUAUGUUUUAAAUGUUUUUUGAUUUCGUAAAGCGGCUAGCGAUAAGUAUACAAUCCUAGCAAACGGAGAGUAUAUCGAAGUUACAUUUACACAGAUCGAGGGAAGGCACGAAAUGUUAGGAAGCUUAUAAUUAUAUUAGCAAAUAUAUACAUAUACUUAACGUAUCGUUCUUGUACUUAAAUGUUCACAAUCUGUUAUGCCAAAUGCUUUCUGUAUUCGUAAAUGCGAAAUAUUUAUUAUGUUGUAAUACAGUGCGUGACUGAAAAGUUUUUGAAGAAGAUAUAGAUAUCAAUUCAUGCGUAAAAUAUCAAAAAUUUUUUCUUUCCAAUUAAUGACAUUUGUCUUUGAAUCUUAUGCAGUAAGUUUGUUAAAAAGUUCAGAGCGUAAUUACUUGUAAACUUUAAUUAAAGAGGGAUGUUGAAUUUAAACAAUAGUAAAAGUCGUCGGGAACGGUGAAAUUAGCAGAUGUAUAUAUAAAAAAGGAAAUUGUUAUUACAUACCUCCGUGUUGCGUAUGCAACACUCCCUUCCUACCUGUGAUUUGUAAAAUUUACUAGUCAGCUUACUGCAUUUACUAUAAAUAAAAUAUUGUAAGAAAACAA
Messenger RNA from Bombus pyrosoma, 5749 nucleotides. It is a transcript of the gene TTLL5, whose product is annotated as tubulin polyglutamylase TTLL5. The coding region runs from base 201 to 2633 and encodes 810 amino acids. The record is from RefSeq and is a predicted model, not a curated record. Lineage: Eukaryota; Metazoa; Arthropoda; Insecta; Hymenoptera; Apidae. Gene Ontology annotation, biological process: protein polyglutamylation; microtubule cytoskeleton organization. Gene Ontology annotation, molecular function: tubulin binding; tubulin-glutamic acid ligase activity. The transcript is spliced from 15 exons. Gene Ontology annotation, cellular component: cilium.